GAGAUGUGAAUGCUGUAUAGCUACGGUAAGUUCAGAUCGCCAUUGUACUCCGUCUCAUUCUGGGUCAGUUUGGCCUUUUUUUUUUUUUGUGCCGAACGGCCGCAAAGACAGGAUGGAGAACAACGGACUCCACCGUGUCCCGACCGAUCACAUUGACGAGAGUUGGGUCUGUUGGACAUCCGGUAGUCUACCGGAGAAAAAGAAUAGUGCGUGCAGUAAUUUUUUUUUUUUCUCUGAUAAAAUUGCAGACGGAGCUCCACAUAUCGGAGCCUGACGUCAAUGUGAAACGGGCCUUAGAGAUUCCGUCAGACGUAUCCGCCGGCAUCCCGCCAAAAAAGUGAUGUGGACAUAUAUAGUAAUGGAGACCAUUCAUUUCAAUGGCCUAAGUCACCCUUCUAUAUGCCCAAGUUUUAGCAUACUGGAUAGCGUAUCAGACCAAGCUUUGGUGUCCGCUGAAAAUAGCGCAAACAGCCAGAAAGGUGACUCCAGGCCAUUGAAAUGAAUGGCACCUUAUCAGCACCCAGCCAAAAAUGGAGGAAAACCGCAGUGUGGACCUAGCCUAAUUUGUCAGUCAAAAAUGACGUGACUACUACCAACGUAGUGUAAACACAGCCUAAAGCCCAAUAUGGCAUGCGUUUCUGUAUACGUCAUAGGACACACACAUUUAAAGGGAUCCCACAAUAGCCCUAUGGGUGACUGAAACCAUAUCCGUCAUGGCAGCCAUAGUUUUUCUGGUCAAAAAAUGACGCAAAAUCUCCACGGAACCUGACCGGACGUUCGGUCCCCGUAACGGACGGAUCCGCAAUGGUCGCGCGCUCACAGUGCCCUCUGGCGGUCACCGACCUCCUCUCACUACUUCUUCUUCACGCUCGGCGUAAAUCUCGCCGCCGCUCUCGUCAAAAUCCCGCGAGACUUCCCAAAGUGGUCGGAAGUGGUGUGAAGAGUUGUCCGGCCGAAUCCUCCUACUUAUCAGUGCGGCAUCGAUGAUGUUCCUGGCCAGGACCAUGUGACUGCCUUCCCUACCUACCCUGAUACAGAAAUAUCCAAAUAACUAAGCUGCAUUCCAGGGACAUAUUCAGUGUGUUGUUUUACAUCUCUUAAGCUGUCAACAUGCUUGCUGGGAUGGAGGACCUGCUGCUGCUGCCGGGAGAAGUGGUUAAAGAUAUGGCUAAGGACAUCUCUUACAUCUGCCCGUUCUCAGGGGCUAUUCGUGGCAGCUUUACGGUUACAAACUACAGACUGUAUUUCAAAAGUCUGGAACGGGAUCAUCGCUUGAUACUGGACGCCCCUCUAGGAAUCAUAAGUCGCGUUGAAAAGAUUGGCAUAUCUACUGGUCGCGGAGAGAAUUCUCAUGGCAUUGAAGUUGUGUGCAAGGACAUAAGAAAUAUGAGAUUUGCCUACAAGCACGACGGACGUACUCGAAAAACCGUGUUUGAGAGCCUUGUGGCUUAUUCUUUCCCUUUAAAUCAUGAGCUGCCACUCUUUGCCUUCGAAUAUAAAGAAACAUUCUCUGAAAAUGGCUGGAAAGUUUAUGACCCCAUUGCAGAAUACAAAAGACAGGGUGUGCCCAAUGAAAGUUGGAGAAUUUCACGACUAAACGAUCGGUACGAGCUAUGUGAUAGCUAUCCGGCAACUCUAGUGGUUCCAGUGAAUAUGUCAGAUGAUGAGCUACGAAGGGUGGCUGCGUUUAGAGCCAAAGAUCGAAUCCCUGUUUUAUCUUGGAUUCAUCCGGAGACUCAGGCCACUAUUGUACGGUGCAGCCAGCCCAUGCCGGGAGUCAAUGGGAAAAGGUGUAAGGAGGAUGAGAAGUAUCUACAGUCCAUCAUGGAUGCCAACGCACAAUCCCACAAGAUAUUUAUUUUCGAUGCAAGGCCUAGUGCUAAUGCUAUAGCAAGUAAGUCAAAAGGCGGAGGAUUUGAGAGCGAGGACGCCUAUCAGAAUGCAGAGUUGGUCUUCUUAGAAAUCCACAAUAUUCACGUCAUGAGGGAGUCUCUAAGAAAGCUGAAGGAGAUCUCAUAUCCCAUCAUUCAGGAGUCACACUGGCUGUCAAACCUGGAGUCCACUCACUGGCUAGAACACAUUAAGUGCAUUCUUUCUAGUGCUCUGAGAAUUGCUGACAAACUGGAAUCGGGGAAGACAUCAGUAGUCGUUCACUGCAGCGAUGGAUGGGACCGCACUCCACAGCUCACCUCAUUGGCUAUGCUCAUGCUCGAUGGCUAUUAUCGGACCAUACGAGGGUUUGAAGUGCUGGUGGAGAAGGAAUGGCUGAGCUUCGGGCAUAAAUUCUUCCUUAGGAUCGGACAUGGUAGCAGGACUCACCCAGAUGCAGACAGAUCCCCAGUGUUCCUGCAGUUUAUUGACUGUGUUUGGCAAAUGACAAGACAGUUCCCUCACGCCUUCGAGUUUAAUGAGCAUUUCCUCCUGACUAUUCUGGAUCAUCUUUACAGUUGUCUGUUUGGAACAUUUCUCUGUGACAGCGAACAACAGAGAGUAGAAGAGACUGUUCCACAAGAGUCUGUAUCCCUGUGGUCCUAUAUAAACAGCCAACUAGAAGACUUCACCAAUCCUUUCUAUGUGGAUUACUCCGACCACGUCCUGUAUCCCGUCACCAGCACUAGACAUCUGCAGUUGUGGACUGGAUAUUACAUAAGGUGGAAUCCAAGAUCUAAAUCGCAGGAAACCAUCAAUAGCCGCUGCAAGGAUUUACUUGCCAAACGUGCAGAGCUGCAGAAGAAACUAGAAGAGCUUCAGCAAGAGAUGAGCAACCGCUCGCUGUCCUCGGAGAGGGGAGGCUCAGUGGCGUCCGUCACCCAGACAGUUGUUUAAUACCAAUAUGGUAGUCACUGGGAGGAAUAUCUCAAGUCUUACACAAGGUUGGGAGCAUAAAUUGAAGGUUUUGAUAAGAGGCUGGGGUACAUUGGUUUUUGUUCUAUUUAUAGCAGAUUAACACAGGCAUUGUUACACAGCACUACUAAUGUCUAUAGCAGUGUUUCCCAACCAGG
Hyla sarda is the source of this 3002-nucleotide messenger RNA. It is a transcript of the gene MTMR2, whose product is annotated as myotubularin related protein 2. Gene Ontology annotation, biological process: dephosphorylation. The record is from RefSeq and is a predicted model, not a curated record. The transcript has 15 exons. Gene Ontology annotation, molecular function: phosphatidylinositol-3,5-bisphosphate 3-phosphatase activity. Lineage: Eukaryota; Metazoa; Chordata; Amphibia; Anura; Hylidae. Bases 1111 to 2826 code for a protein of 571 amino acids.